Molecule: messenger RNA, 1359 nt
Organism: Debaryomyces hansenii CBS767
Lineage: Eukaryota; Fungi; Ascomycota; Pichiomycetes; Serinales; Debaryomycetaceae
Gene: BCY1
Product: cAMP-dependent protein kinase regulatory subunit
Exons: 1
Coding region: 1-1359 (452 amino acids)
Biological process (GO): regulation of protein phosphorylation
Cellular component (GO): nucleus; cAMP-dependent protein kinase complex
Molecular function (GO): cAMP-dependent protein kinase regulator activity
Source: RefSeq, a predicted model, not a curated record
AUGACAGACAAUCAGUAUGCUACAGAAGAAUUGAAUCAAUUGCAGAAAGAGCUUGUUGCUAAGAAUCCAAUUGAUGUGUUGCAGUUCUGCGCCAAUUACUUCAACUCGAAAUUGGAGCUCCAGAGAUCGCAGUUGUGGCAGCAGCAGAAUAAGGCGAAGGCGGCGGGAAUUAACUUGUUUCCGCUGAUUGAUAAUGUGUUCAACUCGGACGGCGGGGCCAUAAUGACGACCAACAAGAGACAACCUAGCUUCAAGUCGCCAUUUGGGGACAACGAUCCGACACUGAUCGACCACCACCAUGACGAUGAUCCUAAGGAAGCACCAGGGGCUUCGAAACAGCAAAAUAAGGCCGAAUUGUUCAAAGGGGGAUUUGGAGUUGGCAAAAGUACGCCGCUGAAGCCAUUGCAGGAGUUGGAUCCCAACGACCCAUCGCAUUCGGCUUCCCAGGACACAGAUGCUGCUCCACCGGUGCCUAAGUCCAAAAUACCAGUUGCAUUCAAUGCGAAUAGAAGAACCUCGGUAUCGGCAGAAGCCAUGAACCCCAACAAGUUCAAAUCAGACUCGUGGAAGCCCCCAAUCAACGACUUGACUGCCGCACAAAAGGUCGAGUUAUCCAAGACGUUGGGUUCCAAUUUCCUUUUCCGCCAAUUAGAUGUCAGCUCAAAGAAGACGGUUAUUGAGGCCUUAGGAAAGAAAGAAUUCAAGAAUGGCGACGAAAUCAUAAAGCAAGGUGAUGAAGGGGACUACUUCUACAUAAUCGAAAAGGGUACCGUUGAUUUCUACGUCAAUGGAAACCAGGUCAACUCCAGUGGUGAAGGGUCUUCUUUCGGUGAAUUAGCAUUGAUGUACAACUCACCAAGAGCUGCCACCGCAGUGGCGGCCUCCGAUACAGGAGUCACCUGUUGGGCGUUGGAUAGACAAACGUUCCGUCGUAUUUUAUUAGAACGUACGUUCAAUAGAAGAUUGAUGUACGAAGACUUCUUGAAGGAUGUCAAAGUAUUGUCUAGCUUAUCGAGCCAGGAAAGACUGAAGUUGGCCGAUGCCUUGAGCACAGAGAUCUACCACAAGGGAGAUAAAAUCGUCAAAGAAGGCGAGCAAGGUGAAAACUUCUAUUUCAUCGAAAGUGGUAGCUGUCAGGUUUCUAAGGAUGGCAAAGGUGUACUCACCAAGUUAUCAAAAGGUGACUAUUUCGGUGAGGUUGCAUUGUUGAAUGAUUUACCAAGACAAGCCACUGUAGAAGCAUUAGAUACUGUUAUUGUCGCAACUUUAGGUAAAUCAGGCUUCUCCAGGUUAUUAGGUCCUGCGGUUGAUAUAUUAAAGAGUCAAGAUCCUACUGCGAACCAAGGCUCCAGUAAUUAA